Molecule: messenger RNA, 3835 nt
Organism: Hipposideros armiger (great roundleaf bat)
Lineage: Eukaryota; Metazoa; Chordata; Mammalia; Chiroptera; Hipposideridae
Gene: CUNH10orf105
Product: chromosome unknown C10orf105 homolog
Exons: 4
Coding region: 589-957 (122 amino acids)
Source: RefSeq, a predicted model, not a curated record
CUGCCUCCACCCUACCACCUCUAACAAUUUUAGGACUAACAGGGCUGGCAUAUCUGGGGGCAUUGGCCCCAGGAGCCUCUGAGAGGAAGCCAGGGCAGAGCAAAAGGGUAGGGGUCCUGCUUCCUGGAAGAGGGUGAAGCAGCUGUGGAAAUACAGGGGACUGUGCAGAAGCAUGUACUCUGAGAGGCCCAUGCCAGCCCACGCAGAGGAAGUGGGCGAUCUGGUCCACGAAGGGGCUUCCGCAGCUCAGGGGGAGCAUCCCAGCUGCUUAGCGGUGUCCACCUGUCCUCAGCUCCUGGGCGCCUCAUGACAACAAGGGACAGACAUCAGUAUCAUGGAACCCUUUCCACAUCUGGAAGAACAGCAAAAUGACAUGGCCAAGGUCCCUGGACUGAGCCUGUGGCAUGGCACCUCCACCGCACCCCUAGCUCCAGUUGCCAACCUUUAAAAUCAGCAAAUUUGCCAAAAAAUCCAGAUUUCUGGCUUCUUGGGAAAACUGGAGGAGCUGACCAUACUGGGCCUGCCUUGCGGCAUUCCAUCAGCCCGACUAAGGUGCCUCCACGUCCUUGAGAGUACUCUUCAGGAGCCAUGAGUACAGACGGCCCCAGCCCCCUCACCUUCCUCACAGCUCCUGUCACUCCGGGGAUCCCCUUGGCAGCAGCGGGCCCCCUCCCCGUGCUCAUUGCCUUGGCCUGCAUCUUUCUCCUCCUGGCCACCUGCCUGCUAUUCAUGACGUUCUGCAAACCAGCCGCACUGGACCCGAGCCGCCAGGCUCGCGAGUGCAUGCCCCACCACCCCGGGAGCUCCAGUGAGCCCCAGCUCCGGCUCUGGAAACGCCUGGGGUCUCUGCGCUGCUCCCUGCAUAGCUUCCGCCGUGGCCGGCCCUCUCCUCGACGUCCUCUGCCAGACCACGAGGACAACCAUGGCUGGGACUGCACAGAAUCUACCAAGAUGUGAUGAUGUGAAGGGGUUCCCCCCUCUCUUCCAGGAUCUACCCACAAUCCUCCUCCCUCAUACACAGCAUGGCACCACAGGCUGCAGGAGGGCAGCGGCCCACACGCCCUGGGCCAUGUGCUAGCCCCCGGUGGUUCCCUGUGUGCCAGGCCCAUGGCCUUUCUCAGAGACAGUCCCUGGAAGAAUACCUUCCUCUCUGCAGACCUUCUAGCUGCUGCCUGCUGAAAGAUUGCUGGAUCAAUUGUGGAGAACCUGCAGCCAUCUGGAUGCAUGGUCCGUGGCUCUGAACAGUACAACCUGGCUCCCCAGGGUCCGUCUCUGGCAACCAGGUGCCUACCAUGCCCAGGAACCAGUGCCCUUGCUUCCCAGCAGAAGCCCUGCCCACUCUCCAAUGCCAAAACCCAGCUUGGAUUCCAGCGUGAGUUGCCAAAUGGUCAACGUUUUCCUACAGCCAAGCAAAAUACUCAGCCCACACUGAGGGCAUGAUACUGUUCUGCCCUCUGGGCCAACUCAGAACCCAAGGCAGAAGAGAAUCCAGGGACUCCUCUCCUCAGAUGUCCUGGGCCCUGCCAGCAUUCACCCAGUAAUCCAGAGGAGCAGCUGGCACCCUUGGUGGAGGGGCAGGUGAGGCUCUCGAGACAUCCUAGCUCUUGUGAUCUUGUUGGUCCCCCUUCAAGGCACCCACGUCAGGAUGGCUCAGGAAGGGCCUGAUGAUGCAUUAAGAAGUUCCUUGCAGAAGCCAGGACGGUUGCUGCGUCAGAGUGACAGGAUGCACUGUCAGCAGCUGGAGGUGAUGCCACCUAGGAUCUGAGGCUACACCACAGUGGCUUCAUGCCUUCAUCAAGGGAAGGGGGCAGCCUCCCCUUGGGUGGGAGGGUCCAGACCUCUCCAGGACAGCUGUGGAACCUCAGGUCUGGACCUCACUAGGAUGCUGUCUUUUUGGUGAUUGCCUCGUUGACUGACUACCUGCUGAAGCAAUCCCACCCCAGGGUGGGCUUCUCGGGAUCUCUAAUCCUCAGCCUCUCCCCACAAGGCCAGGGUUCUAUACUUUGGUUGGAUCCCACAUUUGGAGAAUAGGCAGAGGGGGUCUGACCUGCCUAGCUCCUGCCCUAGAGAGUCAGCUGGCCAGAGCCACCUUGUGCUCUGCCACGGGGCUGUCCACUCAACCCUGCUCUGACCCACAGUGCAGCCAGCCAGGUCUCAAGGACUGAGCUCUAGUUUUACCACGUCCCAGCAACAAAUCCACUACUGACUCCCUACUGCUGGCUGGAUAAAGCCAGAGCUCCUUAGUCGGGUGUUCAGUGACCUCUGGGAGCGGCCUCCGAACUAUCUUUCUAGCCUCAUCUUGCCCCAAGACAUGAAGCAAACUGCACUGCAUAUCCUCCCCUGGCUGUGCCUUAUGCUUCACAAGGCACGUCCUCAGCGAAGCCCUCUUUGUCCUCCAGCUGAAAGCCACCUCCUGCUUGGAGCCACCCCUAUUCCUAGCACCUCUGGGAAGGAAGGCAGGCAGGGGUCACUUCCUCUUGGCAGUGUGGGUCAUCCUUGUCUAUGUCUUCUCCUUCCUAUGAUCCCGGGAGCUUGCAGAGGGUGAGAGUGUGUCCAAACUCUUCCUCUGCCUUACCAGCUACAGCAUGGAAAGUAUGAGGGUCUGUUCAGAGAGUGAAGGGAGGCCUAGUAGGGGUGCAUCCCCCUCCACUCCCCCAAAGCCUAAGGAGUCCUGGGGAAGCCCUCUUCUUCCCUCGGAUGCCUCUAGAGAGAAGCUCUCUCUGCGAGCAGGCCCUGUUGGAGAAGCCUUCCUUCCAGGUCAAUGUGACAUCAGAGGGUAAGUCCCACUUAGCCAGAAACUUACUUCCAGGGCCUUGGAGAAGUCGCUAGUUCCUGAAUUUCUCCUAGAAAUGGGGAGAAUCAGGGCUACCUUGUCUUACUCAUGGGUUCUAGGAUUUCUGCCCGAGGAGUGUUGUGUAAUAGAAAACAAUUCUUCGAGUUUAGAAAGUAGGGCAGGCCGCCUCCCAAAGGGCUGUUGCCCCCUCCCUUCCACCCUGUUAGCCUCUUCCUGGUUCCCUCUCCUAGGGCCUCCCUGAGAGAUCCCAGGUGAAGUCUGCCUACAGUCAGUCACCCUGUCAUCCCCUGGCCAGGUGCCCUGCUUGGACCUCGCUGUUCUCUUCCUGGACACUAGGGGUGAUGGGUAAGGCUGCCCUGAGGCCUGAAGGAGAAGGAAAGGCUGGGGAUGGGGCGGGGGGCUCUCAAAGGUCUGGCCUUGCCACCAGGUGUGUUCCCAGGCUGGCCCUGGGAGACCUGGCAGUGACCCUGAGUGGUAGGUAUUACGCUAGGGCUCUGCAAGCCCAGGAGUGGAGGCCCAGAGGGACGGAACCUCCCCGUUCCUCUUUCUGGAACCAGCCCCAGACCCUUGCAAAUGCCCAUGGCUUCCUUGACUCUGGGUGCCACUGGGAGUCAGGAUCCUGCUCUGAGACCUGUUCCUGCCCCCUUCCGGGUCCUGCUGCAGGAGGGCAGGCACACUCCCAGCCUCCCGAGCUCGGAGCCCGCCCUAGAGGACAGGCCUGGAUUUGCUGUGUUUGGCUCAGCCUCCAAGUCGGAAAGCUUUGCUGCUGAAGAGGGUAAUUCAUUCCUGGCUCCCCUCCCCGCCCAGCAACUGAGGCCUCCCGGCGCUGGGGGAGGGCGUCCCAGCCUCGUUUUCAGGUCCUGCCCAUUCUCCCUCUGAGUCUGCUCCCUUUCUUCUUGUGUCUGUUUACUUCCCAAAAGGGGAGCUUCGGCCAAGGGCCCCAUGAAAGCCGCUCUGUUCUGGGCCUCGCUGGGCCCAGGCUCUCUCCUUAACGCCUUUCCGGGAAAAUGUGACAUUGCCAUCUCCUCCCGGCUCUGAAAG